AUGAGUCUAGAUUCACAGUUGAGAGUAACAAUGGAUGUGCUAGACUGUUUCUGGACUGGUGGUUUUGGACCCUUGGCAUUACUUGAAGGCAAUGUAAACCAAGAAGUAUAUGUCGACACUCUGUCUCAGAAAUUUGUAUCUUGGGUUAAAAAUCUGUCAGAGAAAUAUCAGAAGGACUUCAAGCUCCAAGAAAAUGGUACUAGCUGCCAUACUGGGGCCUAUGCAGAGUGGUGGAAAGAGACCUAUAAAAUUAAAAACUUUGAGUACUGGCCUGCUCAAAGUCCAGAUCUAAAUCUAAUAGAGCAUGUUUGGUGGGCUCUUGAGAUCAAAUUGAGUAAAGUACGAGCCAGCAUACUAAAUGUCAAUGAGUUGAAGAUUGCAAUUCAAUGA
Messenger RNA from Phycomyces blakesleeanus NRRL 1555(-), 390 nucleotides. RefSeq lists its product as hypothetical. Bases 1 to 390 code for a protein of 129 amino acids. NCBI's taxonomy places the organism in Eukaryota, Fungi, Mucoromycota, Mucoromycetes, Mucorales, Phycomycetaceae. Gene Ontology annotation, molecular function: nucleic acid binding. The transcript is spliced from 2 exons. The record is from RefSeq and is a predicted model, not a curated record.